GCAGCUCAAACGUUUAUUCUACUUUAAAGCUAAAAUUUUUUGAAAAAUCACGAUAAGUGGCGCUAAAAUAGGCUAAAAACAGCUAAAGUAUGAACGAUUUUCCCCGGAAUUCGAGUUAGCACCCUUCAAAGUACGUGGUAGCGAGGCUGAAGAGUAUGACUUUGACGACUUCAAUUCAAUUGCCAGCACAACCUCAAUUCUGAACUUGAACUCAGAUUUCAGUGACUUAGACCGACUGCGCAUGGGCAGUUCGCCUSCGGUAUCACGAACGUCUAAAACAGGUCCCACAUGGAAAGGCGUACAAGAUCAAAAUAAAAAUGGUCUCAGCGUGUUAAACUCGAAUGAUAGCCUCACGAAUUUCCAGAAGUCCAUCUCGAGAGUACAAAACUGGGACCGUCUAGGGAGGAGUGGGGAGACGCAGGAUUGGAAACAAGUUUUGCUACAAGCUGCCGAGGCUGGAGAUCUGAUCACUGUUCAAGAUGCAGUUUCCCACCUUGGCGCCACCAAAGAUUCCCUGAUCACAGCACGAGACUCAGCAGGGAACACACCACUUCACAAAGCCGCAGAGAACGGUAAACUACAAUGUCUAAAWUGGUUGGUAAAGAGAGCUCCUCAAGAAGCUGUUACCAUUGGUAACCAUGACGASGUGACCCCUGCUGCCAUAGCAACACAGCUUGGUCAGUGCGAAUGUCUCGAGUGGCUGGUUGAACACACUGAAGCCUCGAGAGAACUUGAAAAGAAAACGUUUACAUUGGUCCAUUACGCGGCUAAAGAAGGACAAGAGGAGUGUCUGAAGUUUCUCCUGUCAUACCUCAGCAAAACACGUGAUAUUGCAGAUAUCUCGGACAGCAAUGGCAUCACGCCUGCGCACUUGGCAGCACGCGAGGGUCACAUGGAAUGCCUACAGACUCUCGUCGAUUACAGUAACGACGUCACCUUAAGAGACAAAGAGGGUCUUAGUCCUACUGACUAUGCUUUCAAAGCCGGCCAAACCGGUUGUGGCMGGUAUUUAGUUCUGGUGGAAACCUGUUUUGGGUUGUCAUCAAGAGUGAAGAGCUUAAGUCAAAGUUUGGCACACRCGAGACAUGAGAACGAGGAGUUGAGGAAUCGAAUUCAGUUUUUGGAAAGUCACUCAAAUGUUUACAUGAUGGACCGACCWGAAGCUGUAGGAGGUGACCAGUAAUUUCUAUGAGUUUCAACUCAAUGGUCACUUAUCUCCCACCUCGAAGCUUCACCGCUCAUCGAUGUAUGACAUCGAGGCACAGUCCAAGCCUGACUUGACCGCGAAGAUGACGCGUCGAAGAGGAUCGUACCCGGCCACGCACGCGGAACGAAAGAUCAGCACAGACGACACGCAAAAGGCUACCAAUCGUGAUACUUCCUCGCAACGYCACAGUUGGACGUCCAAGAAGGGAAAUAAUGGCGACCAUCAAUCACCAAGGACAACAGUCUCCAUGACAACCAAUCACAUGACACCACKUGGAAAUGAUGCUAACUCACUGACAUCUAAAGAAUAUUCCACAAACUCGACAAGAUCAUCUAGGUCCCAGUCUCCUUACAGAUCUGAUCGAUCAACGGCCAGCUCAGCCGAGACGGUCGURGUGCCUACCUCUACAGAACACCAUUCAAAAACACCUGGAAGGAAUGAAAAUAGAUAUAAAUAUACAGGAGUCGCAGGUUCGAGUGUAAUGAAGAAUUUUAUAAGAGGGAAUGGUAUUACCGCGGACGGGACGGAAAAUCAACGAAGUGUUAGCUCAGAAAGCCCGUUCAGUUCGGAUAGUGACGUCGAACACACGUACGAAARAAGAAACCCGAAUAGAAAUAUGAAUCAAAUGGCGUCAGAAAAAGAAGAACUGAAAAAACUACGAAUAGAAAGAGUUAUGGAAGCUCGGGAACUAAAUCCAAAAACCUCGACCAAUCAGCGAGCGAGGUUAUCGUGGCAUGGUGUUGAUAAGGUCGGAAARAUUCCAUCUCCUCAGAAGCCCGCGCAUGUCUCUUUAGGGGUUAACUGCAGAUCACCUGAACGGCAGGCUCAGGUUACUUGGGGAGAUCCGAGGAUCCAAAGGCGGUUUAGUAUAGGAAGCAGUAUUGUGAUGGGGAAUGAAAAGUCGAUUGAGCAGGUUCUUCCACGACAAACGAAGAGCCUUUACAAAGUAACGAGAGUAAACGAUGUUCAGCCAACC
Molecule: messenger RNA, 2183 nt
Organism: Actinia tenebrosa (Australian red waratah sea anemone)
Lineage: Eukaryota; Metazoa; Cnidaria; Anthozoa; Actiniaria; Actiniidae
Molecular function (GO): ubiquitin protein ligase binding
Source: RefSeq, a predicted model, not a curated record